AUGUAUCUAGUAAGGUUGGAUUAUCCAUCGGAGUAUCUUACCUGGGUCAGCUGUCGUGUGGUCAUUGGAACUUUUGGCGCUUUUGGCGAUGGUAUAAGUUCACUAACAUUUGGUACCAAUCGAACAAAGCGCGGGCCGUUUGGUUGCCCUACCGAAGGAGACAGAGAGUUUCGGAUUCAAUUGGGACCGGAACGGCAAUUCGGUGGAUUUCAUGGUACUACUAUCGACAACCGUGACCGACUAGGCUCCAUUGGGGUCUACCUCAAGCCAAUUAAAACACUCGGCAAGUUCCAGGACAAAAGUGCUAGUCCUUUUUAUUUGGUGCCGAGGGCCGGGUUUGAUAAAAAUUCUAAAUAA
This is a messenger RNA of Ilex paraguariensis (yerba mate), 357 nucleotides long. Lineage: Eukaryota; Viridiplantae; Streptophyta; Magnoliopsida; Aquifoliales; Aquifoliaceae. The record is from the annotation of a GenBank genome assembly.